CUGCCGACCGCCCCGCUCCCGCCAGCCUGGGCGACUCCGCUCGGCCCGAUUCCCUGCGAACGCUCGGACCCCGCCAGGCCGCGCGCACGCGCAUUCGGGGCGCGGCGCCCAGGAGCCCGGCCCGCGGCGGCCGCUAGGUGGCGCAUGCGCCUUGGAGGGGUGCGGACGGUCUCUGGGAAGAAGGCGGCGGCGGCGGCGAGAGAGGCGGGGGCGCGGUGGAGCCCGGUCCGUGUUUACACAGCGGCGGGCGGGUGCGGACGCGGAACCCGGCGCGGCGGCGGCGGCGGCGGCGGUGGCGGCGACACGAUGGUCAUGGCGCAUUUCGUGGAGAAUUUCUGGGGGGAGAAGAAUAAUGGCUUUGAUGUUCUCUACCAUAAUAUGAAACAUGGACAGAUAUCAACUAAAGAACUAGCAGAUUUUGUUAGAGAAAGAGCUACAAUAGAAGAGGCAUAUUCCAGAUCAAUGACAAAACUAGCGAAAUCUGCAAGCAAUUAUUCUCAACUUGGAACAUUUGCACCAGUGUGGGAUGUGUUCAAAACAUCUACAGAGAAAUUGGCAAAUUGUCAUUUGGAUCUUGUUAGAAAAUUACAGGAAUUAAUAAAGGAAGUUCAGAAGUAUGGAGAGGAGCAAGUAAAGUCUCAUAAAAAGACUAAAGAAGAAGUUGCAGGGACUCUGGAAGCAGUCCAAGCCAUUCAAAAUAUAACUCAGGCCCUCCAGAAAUCUAAGGAAAAUUACAAUGCCAAAUGUGUAGAACAGGAACGUCUGAAAAAGGAAGGAGCUACACAGAGAGAAAUAGAAAAGGCAGCUGUUAAAUCUAAGAAAGCUACAGAUACUUAUAAACUCUAUGUGGAAAAGUAUGCAUUAACAAAAGCUGAUUUUGAACAGAAGAUGACAGAAACAGCUCAGAAAUUUCAAGAUAUUGAAGAAACUCAUCUCAUUCACAUAAAGGAAAUUAUAGGAUCCUUGUCAAAUGCUAUAAAGGAAAUUCAUUUACAGAUAGGCCAGGUUCAUGAAGAAUUUAUAAAUAAUAUGGCUAAUACUACAAUUGAAAGUUUGAUACAAAAAUUUGCUGAGUCAAAGGGCACAGGGAAAGAAAGACCUGGCCUUAUUGAAUUUGAAGAGUGUGACCCUGCUAGUGCAGUUGAAGGCAUAAAACCAAGGAAAAGAAAGACUUUUGCUUUGCCUGGAAUAAUUAAGAAGGAAAAGGAUGCAGAGUCUGUGGAAUGUCCUGAUGCAGAUUCACUUAAUAUUCCUGAUGUAGAUGAAGAAGGUUAUAGUAUUAAACCGGAAACAAAUCAGAAUGAUACCAAAGAGAACCACUUCUACUCAUCCAGUGAUUCUGACUCUGAAGAUGAAGAACCAAAGAGGUACCGGAUAGAGAUCAAGCCUGUGCACCCAAAUAACCUGCACCACACCAUGGCUUCUUUGGAUGAACUAAAAGUCUCCAUAGGGAAUAUAACGCUUUCUCCAGCAGUGUCUAGGCACAGUCCAGUGCAGAUGAAUCGGAAUUCAUCUAAUGAAGAGUUAACAAAAUCAAAACCAUCUUCUCUACCCAAUGAGAAAGGAGCCAGUGAUUUCCUUGCUUGGGACCCCUUGUUUGCAUCACCUCUUGACUCAACUUCUUCAGCUUCAUUAGCUUCAUCAUCGUCAGCCAGACCCACAACUCCUCUUUCUAUAGGCACCAUUGUUCCACCUCCAAGGCCUGCUUCCAGACCAAAGCUUACUUCAGGCAAACUGAGUGGGAUUAAUGAAAUACCCAGGCCAUUCAGCCCACCUGUAACUUCCAACACCAGCCCACCCCCUACCGCUCCCUUAGCCCGGGCAGAGAGUUCUUCUUCUAUCUCUUCAUCUGCCUCACUGAGUGCUGCCAAUACUCCAACAGUAGGAGUGUCACGGGGUCCCAGCCCAGUCAGUCUUGGAAACCAGGACACUUUACCUGUGGCCAUCGCCCUUACAGAAUCCGUCAAUGCUUACUUUAAAGGAGCAGAUCCUACCAAGUGUAUUGUGAAGAUCACUGGAGAUGUGACAAUAUCAUUUCCAAGUGGAAUUAUUAAAGUCUUCACAAGCAACCCCUCUCCGGCUGUGCUGUGCUUUCGAGUGAAAAACAUCAGCAGACUCGAGCAAAUUCUUCCAAAUUCACAGCUUGUGUUCAGUGAUCCAUCACAGUGUGAUUCCAACACAAAAGAUUUUUGGAUGAACAUGCAAGCUGUUACUGUCUACCUCAAGAAGCUAUCAGAGCAAAAUCCAGCUGCUUCUUACUAUAAUGUAGAUGUAUUGAAGUAUCAGGUAUCAUCAAAUGGCAUUCAGUCCACUCCUCUAAAUCUUGCGACAUACUGGAAAUGUAGUGCCAGCACCACUGAUUUGAGAGUAGAUUAUAAGUACAACCCAGAAGCUAUGGUCGCACCGAGUGUGCUUUCCAACAUACAGGUGGUGGUACCAGUGGAUGGAGGAGUCACAAAUAUGCAGUCCCUUCCCCCUGCAAUAUGGAAUGCAGAACAAAUGAAAGCCUUUUGGAAAUUAUCUGGGAUUUCGGAGAAAUCAGACAGUGGAGGCUCUGGAUCUCUCAGAGCAAAAUUUGAUCUUUCAGAAGGACCUAGCAAGCCCACAACACUUGCCGUGCAAUUUCUUAGUGAGGGAAAUACCCUCUCAGGAGUCGAUAUUGAGCUUGUUGGCACUGGCUAUAGACUUUCUUUAGUAAAGAAGCGUUUUGCCACUGGACGAUACUUGGCGGAUUGUUGAUAGACCUAGAAAGCGGUUUUCUCAAGGGAACAGUGCAAACCUGCUACUGCAUCACCUGUUCUUUCCAAACACUAUCUUUACUUGUAUGAUGUCUUUCAAACUUCGUCUUUGAAAGCUGACUACAAACCUUAAAUUGCACUUUUAAAGUGAGUCAUUGAAAGAAAAAGCACUGAAAUGACCUUGUACACAGUAAUGAUCAAACGCAAUAUUCAGGAAGCACAUGUGUUCAAAUUGUCACUAAAAUGAAGUUUAUUAUCUUCAAUAUCUGUGUUUUUAAAAAGGUUAGAAUGUAGUAACAAACCUAAAAUUUCAGGAGAGCAAGCACAAAAUUAUUUAGCUUUCCAUACGUAUUUAGACUCAGAGAUAGCUUUGAAGUUCCAUAAGUUUGAUAUUGAAUGAAUAUAAACAGAACGUGAAUUUUAAGUUUUGAAUGUUAACUCAGAGCUCAAUCUAAUUGAGUUAUAUGCCAUAAGGUAAUCAGACCAGAGUCCAAGUUGUAUGCAUAAAAAACCCUAUAAUCUGAUUCUCAUAAGCAUAUUAGUAAAGUGUAAAUGGUGUUUUAUAUGAUUUUUUAAAAUUCUCAAGUGCAAUGUGUUUUAAAAUAAGCUUGCAAAGGACAGCAGAAAAACUUACUUCUGCAGUUGAUUAACUUUAUAGAAGUUGUGAUUGUUGAUGAAUUAAUGCUGUAGAUUUAAUUUAUUUUUAUAUGGAUUACAUAAUGUGUGCCUUUUAAAACAAUAACAAAACCAGAAAUGUGCCUCUAGUCUGUGUUAAUUCAUGUGCCUCACUUUUUUCUCACGCUGGAUCUUGUAUUCAGAAUCAUACAGUGGUCAAACAUAUUUAAAAGAUAUUUGCAAUUUUUAAAAUACCUUUGUGCUGUAAUUGGAAAGAAAAUUCAAAAUAACCAAAAGAUAAUUUAUACUUAAAAAUCCUGGCUCAUGUCCUUAAUGACACACUGUGGCCACUAGAAAAACAAAUAAGCCUAAUGGAGUAUGUUUACUGGAAAUAAAAUUAUCUUCAGAUAUUCAGCAUUGACCUCAUAAGUAAGUGAAGUGAACAAGUGCUGACACUGGUGAUAAAUUGGUAACUGGUAUUUUAACUCCUAAUUUAGCAUUUCCCUUGACUGUAUUUAUCAAAAAAAAAAUUUACACAGUUACUAUUGUGUUGUGAAUAUGAGUUUUCUAGCAUUCUAUGAGUUUUUCAAAAGAUUGAUUUUGGCAAUGAGAGAAGUACUGUCACUUAUGUUCAAUUUAAUGAUUAGAAAAUUGCCAAAUUCCAUAUGGUAAGAUUAUUUGAAGUAAAGGAUUGGGUUGUUUCUUAAUGUGAACUGCUCAUACUGAGUAGUUACUUUAUACUACAAUUCUGGUUGACAAAAGAAAUAAAAUGUUUUAGACAAAGGUUCAUAACUUACAAGUGGAAAUUUAUAAUAAAUUUUUCAUAAAAGUGAUAGUUUGUGUUAUAUUUGAUAAUUUAUAUAAACCACUAAUUAUUUUGUUAAGCUUUACAAAAGAUAAAACCCCUAUUACUAGACACUAAAAUAUCGUCUUGCUCUACUAAACACAGCAGAGAAUCUAUUCUUCCACAGUAUGUAAUACAAAAUAGGUAUUUUUAUAUAUUCAUUGUUACUCCAGUUCUAAAUUUAGGUUUGACUUAAGCAAACAUAAGGCAAUUUAUUGUAUGUUAGUCUUUACUAACUAGCAAAAUUAGAAUUUCUAACUCAAGUUCUUUUAAAUGCCACUUACAAUUACCCUUACUAAAAUAUUGACUAAAUUUGCUUUUAUUGGACAGCUAAUGCUUUACUGUUUGAAUUCUGACACUGCUAAAUUCACAAUGUCUGUUUUUAAUCAGGUAUUACCUUAUGUUGAAAUGAGUGGAAUGGCUAACCUUGUGCACUUUCUUAUCCCCAUAGCCUUCAUACCUAGUGUUGACAUGCAAGUUUGUAUUGGGUACAGGUUACAGUUUUAAAGCCAUAUGAGUUUAUAGGGAUUUUCUUUUUUCACCUAAAAGUUCACUAAUGUUGUUUUUCAGACACCCAGUAGAUUUCAGUGAGAGACUAUCUAGCAAGCUGGUUCUUGCUGUGUACAGUGAUGACUUUGUAGCUGCUUCUUUAACCAGGAAUUUGUAAACAAACUCUUAACAAGUUUGGCUUUUAAGGAGUGUUAUUUACUACUUUGGGUUGUAAUUUCAGCACAUCUAUCUUCCAAAAUUUUGUAAAUAUUUUCGAUUUUUUUCAUAAAAUGUAAAUUUUACAUAAAAGUUGUAUCCCUAAUAAACAUGUAAUAUAUACUUUA
This is a messenger RNA of Alexandromys fortis (reed vole), 5030 nucleotides long. It is a transcript of the gene Fcho2, whose product is annotated as FCH and mu domain containing endocytic adaptor 2. Gene Ontology annotation, biological process: clathrin coat assembly; synaptic vesicle endocytosis; clathrin-dependent endocytosis. Lineage: Eukaryota; Metazoa; Chordata; Mammalia; Rodentia; Cricetidae. The transcript has 26 exons. The record is from RefSeq and is a predicted model, not a curated record. Bases 145 to 2739 code for a protein of 864 amino acids. Gene Ontology annotation, cellular component: plasma membrane; clathrin-coated vesicle; cytoplasm.